This is a messenger RNA of Stylonychia lemnae, 1986 nucleotides long. NCBI's taxonomy places the organism in Eukaryota, Ciliophora, Spirotrichea, Sporadotrichida, Oxytrichidae. The record is from the annotation of a GenBank genome assembly.
AUGGAAGAGUAAAGCUUUGAAGGAGAAAUCGCUUUCAAUACAGUUGAUUAUUUAGUUGGUGUGAGAUAAAUAUAGUAAACAGCAUUCGAUCCUUUGAAUUAAAGACUAUAUGUUGAAGUUGAGGAGAAGUUAACAGGUAACAUUUGGAAAGGAGAUUUUCAAGCUAAAUAUAUUGAGGAUAUUGCAAAUAAGACUGGUGUACCCAAGAAAUUUAAUGUCUUUGUGAAAAUGCUGAUACAGGCUUUAAGGAGUUAAAAUGAGAGUGUUUGCAUAGAUCUACUUACAUUUGCAGACUUAGAGGCACUGAAAACAAAGGGACAGAGUGCAAACAACAGAAGCAAUUUAAAUCAAACAACCACUAACAACAAGAGAUACUUUAUAUUAACUUACAUAACAGAGUUUGAGAGAGUACAUUACCCAUUAUCACUAAAUUAUGUUGAGGAGCCUGAGACUGAUCAGUUAAGAAGAACGAUCGAAAGAAUGAGAAAUAUGAUUCUAAUGCAGAAAUCCAACACAUUCUCCAAUCAUUAAUAGCCAUUUGGUGGUUUGAACACUAACAACUUUAGCUAGACUGCUUAUAAUAAGAUAGAUGAUUUCACCUAAAUUGAGUAGGAAAAUGAUAAUCUAAAAAGACAGAUCACUGAUCUAGAAUCUCAAUUCAGCUAAAGUCAUUAGGAAUUUUUCAGUCUCUCUUAACAAAAGUUCUACACAGAGAGUGAAUACGACAAAUAUAAAAGAAAUGCUUAGAGGGAGAUAUUAACUCUUCAAGAAUAAGUAAGAAAUGCUGAGGGAGAAUUAUAGCAACUGUAAGAAUAACUCAAAGAGAAGAACUCAGUGAACGGAUCUAAUAGAAUAACUUAGACUUCAGGUUUUAGUCUUAAUUCAGGUUAAGUUUAAGGGUCACAAAUUUCAGAUAUGGAUCACGUAAAAAGAUAACUUGAAGAUGUCUCUCAUUAGUUAGAGUAAGAAAGGUCUACAACUGGAUCAAUGAUUGAUAGACAAGAUAAGGAAAUUGAAGAGUGCAAAAAGGAAUUAGAAGAUUAAAGAGAAAAUGAAAAAAAGUUGAAAGCAAGGCAAAAGGAAUUAUAAGAUGAGCUAGAUUAAACCCUUAAAAGGAUAGAGUAAUUGCAGAGAGGGGUUUCAACUCCAGUGAGAAGAAGACCAGUAGGAGGUUACGGAACUACUGGAUCAGGCAAUGGCUCUAAAAAUGCAAGUCCCUACAGCAGAAAUAGUAGCAACUCAAAGAAGCAAGCUACUCCUACUAACUAUAAUAAGAAUCCUGUUACCAACAAUGUCUAUAACAGAAAUAGAGUUGGUUCAAAUGGUAGAACUACUGGAGUUACAGGACCUCAGCGACAAUCUCCCGCGACUUAGAAUAGGUUCGGUAAUAACAAGCCUCCUAGUCAAGUUAGACAACCAUCUAAUACUCGAUAAUCCCCUACAACUUACAAUAGGAAUCCUGUAUAGAGGCAACCAUAUCAAAGAAAUACUUCAAAUAAUAGAAGUGGAUCUCUUAAUAAUAGAGCUGCCAAUACAACUAACUAGAGAUCUACAAAUGGAACUAAUUAUGGACAAAAUAAACAAGUUGCUUAAAGAGUUGGAGCUAACUAAAAAUCUACUACAAAUUCAGGUGUAUAUGACAGACUCUAUGGAAAUAAAAGCAAGCCAUCUUCACUUAACAACGCUUAAUCUAAUGAAAGGCAGUAAUAGGAUUAUCAGAUAGCAGAAAGAGACAAUCAGCCAGAAACUGUUAAUAUCAACAUUAUUGGCAAUCAAUAAAGCAAAAAGAUUCUAGAUAACAAAGAAAACUAGCUUAUGUAAAGUAACUCAAGUAAUAAUGGAGGAGGUUCAUUCAUUAAUAGGCAUCAAGAUAAUUUUGAGACAGCAAAUGCUGGUGGAAAUAAUUAUGAUGAUGUUGAUGUCAAGGAUAUUAACUCAAAACUUUCAAGAUUACAGGAUCUUUUGCAGAAAGCAAAGCAAACUUGA